Messenger RNA from Aspergillus nomiae NRRL 13137, 1044 nucleotides. Its product is annotated as DSD1 family PLP-dependent enzyme. Gene Ontology annotation, molecular function: D-serine ammonia-lyase activity. NCBI's taxonomy places the organism in Eukaryota, Fungi, Ascomycota, Eurotiomycetes, Eurotiales, Aspergillaceae. Gene Ontology annotation, biological process: D-serine catabolic process. The transcript is spliced from 2 exons. The record is from RefSeq and is a predicted model, not a curated record. Bases 1 to 1044 code for a protein of 347 amino acids.
AUGUAUUCCCCCAAGAUCGGCGACAGGCUCGACAGCCUUGACACCCCAUCCAUGAUUGUGGAUCUGGAUCUCAUGGAAGCCAACAUUAAGAAACUCUUUGACAGCCUCCUACCCACUGGGCUCAAUAUUCGCCCUCACCUGAAGACUACCAAGAGCGCGAUCCUCGCACAGAAGCUUGCCGCUGCAGGGGCCAAAGGUUGCUGUGUGGCCAAAAUUAUUGGCGAGCCGAAGGUCAAAAGGCUGGUGGAACUGUUCAAGAAGCACAAAAACAUUAGGAUUGUGGUAGACAGUGAAGUUGGCGCAACGGCAAUUAACAAUGCACUGGCGCAGGCGGGCAUCGCAGAACCUAUCUCUGUUUUGGUGGAUCUCGACGUAGGCCUGCAUCGCACCGGUGUUGCCAAUGCACAGGCAGCGCUCACGUUGGCAAGGCAUAUCAGCUCUCUCCGCCACCUGCGCUUGAUCGGUGUCCAGGGAUAUGAGGGCCAUUUACAGCACCUCCACAGCUGGGAGGACCGUAAGCAACAAUGUCUCGAGUCAAUGAAAAUCCUCACAGAUACAGCUACGCUGCUCCGCAAUGAGGGCUUCAACAUUGAAGUAGUUACGACAGGGGGGACUGGAACUGUUGAGUUCUGCGCUGCAGUGCCCGGUGUGACCGAACUGCAGCCUGGAUCCUUCAUUUUCAUGGACACCGACUACCGGAAUGCGGUCGGGACAUUUUAUUCAAAUAGCCUCACGUUACUCUCUACGGUCAUCAGCAAACAAGGAGAGAGGACAGUGACAAUCGAUACUGGCCUAAAGUCCUUGACGACAGAUAGUGGGCUGGCAGAGUGUAAAGACCCGAGGUACACGCACGAGAACCUGGGCGAUGAACACGGCUCACUGAGCUGGGAGGAAGGAACCCCAAAUUUGGCCGUGGGCGACAGGGUUGAAAUGAUUCCGAGCCAUAUUGAUCCCACAAUUAACCUGCAUGACUUCUAUUAUGCUCAUCGGAACGGGAUUGUUGAGGAAAUCUGGCGCGUUGACUCGCGGGGAAAGGUUCAAUAA